Populus euphratica (Euphrates poplar) is the source of this 1856-nucleotide messenger RNA. Its product is annotated as Metallopeptidase M24 family protein. Gene Ontology annotation, molecular function: manganese ion binding; metalloaminopeptidase activity. The coding region runs from base 48 to 1514 and encodes 488 amino acids. The transcript is spliced from 16 exons. The record is from RefSeq and is a predicted model, not a curated record. NCBI's taxonomy places the organism in Eukaryota, Viridiplantae, Streptophyta, Magnoliopsida, Malpighiales, Salicaceae.
CAAGAAAAAGGAGCGGAAACGAAACCUAACGAACUAGAAGCCCGCAAAUGGCUUCUUCGUCUCGUCUCCCCCCCCCAAAAGUACCGAUGGAGCUUCACGCCAAGAACCGUGAAAAGCUGUUAAAAUCCCUCCGUCGACAUCUCACCGAAACCUCUCGUCCUCUGCACGGCUUCGUCUUUCUUCAGGGAGGCGAGGAAAAAACUCGCUACUGCACUGAUCACAUCGAACUCUUCAGGCAGGAGAGUUAUUUCGCUUAUCUGUUUGGAGUAAAAGAGCCUGGUUUCUAUGGCGCUAUUGACAUUGCAACAGGGAAAUCUAUUCUAUUUGCUCCAAGAUUACCUGCUGAUUAUGCGGUUUGGUUAGGAGAAAUAAAACCAUUAUCUUGCUUUCAGCAACAAUACAUGGUUAGCAUGGUCUAUUACACAGAUGAGAUUGUAGGAGUCUUACAUGAGCUCAGCAACGUAUUGGAAAAACCCUGGCUUUUUCUCUUGCACGGACUUAACACUGACAGUAAUAACUUCUCAAAACCAGCAGAGUUUGAGGGGAUAGAAAAGUUUGAGAAGGAUUUGACUACAUUGCAUCCCAUUUUGACUGAAUGCCGAGUUUUAAAGUCAGAUAUGGAGCUAGCACUUAUUCAGUUUGCCAAUGACAUAAGCUCUGAAGCUCAUGUUGAGGUUAUGAGAAAAACUAGAGUUGGCAUGGAAGAGUAUCAAUUGGAAAGCAUAUUUCUUCAUCACACAUACAUGUAUGGCGGGUGUAGGCACUGUUCAUACACAUGUAUAUGUGCUACUGGAGAAAAUAGUGCUGUUCUUCACUAUGGGCAUGCAGCAGCUCCUAAUGACAGGACCCUGCAAGAUGGAGAUAUGGCAUUGUUUGAUAUGGGAGCUGAAUACCAUUUCUAUGGGUCUGACAUAACUUGUUCAUUCCCUGUGAAUGGCAAGUUCACAAGUGAUCAAUCCCUUAUAUACAAUGCUGUCCUUGAUGCUCACAAUGCUGUCAUAUCUGCGAUGAAACCUGGAGUCAGCUGGGUAGAUAUGCAUAAAUUAGCAGAGAAGGUGAUUCUUGAGUCGCUGAAAAACGGGUGCAUUAUUGUUGGCAAUGUAGAUGACAUGAUGAUCGAGCGAUUAGGUGCAGUUUUCAUGCCUCAUGGUCUGGGGCAUUUCCUGGGGAUCGAUACUCAUGAUCCUGGUGGCUACUUAAAGGGACUGGAGAAAUUAGAAGGACCAGGAUUGAAAGCUUUGCGUACCAUUCGAGAGCUUCAAGAGGGAAUGGUAAUAACAGUGGAGCCUGGCUGCUACUUCAUUGAUGCUUUGUUGGCUCCAGCAAUGGAGAGUUCAAAUACUGCCAAGUUUUUUGAUCUUGAAGCAAUUAGCAGAUUUAAAGGUUUUGGCGGGGUUCGAAUUGAAAGUGACGUGCAUGUCACUGCUGGUGGUUGUCAGAACAUGACCAAAUGUCCACGACAGAUUUCGGAAAUUGAAGCAGUGAUGGCGGGAUCACCAUGGCCACUCAACUGAUCUGGUUUGUCAUUUGAAUAAACAAUAUAGCUGAAACAAAGUACCUUCAAAAUUAAAGUAUGCAUGGUAUUAAUCGAGCCAUCUCUCCAUGUCAUCGACAAUAACAGUGUUCUGUAGUUGGAAACAUUUAACAAGGCUAGGUAGCUGGAACACAACUAUUUUCAUAGAAGUCGAAGCUUGAAGGGGAAAUGGAGACGCCAUGGUGCCUAGUUAUUAUUUAUGUGGAAGUUGACUAGAAACAUGUCUUGGAUUAUGCAGUUGGGAGUUUGCAUGGUUACCUCUCGAGUAACAAUGUAAUUUGAUUUAACGUUCUGGUAAUGAGUCGUUUAUCUUUUCUCUUAU